GAUAUGGAAUCGUAUGAAAAUCCACCGGUCACGGAGUUCUCCCCCCGUAGCCUUAAGACUGAAACCUGGAGCAAUUAAAAAAUAAUAAUAAAUAAAAAAGAAAAAAGAAAAAGUUUCCGCUCCCGGAAAACGAUUUCAACGGCCGUUCGGUACCGCCGUACCAAGCGACGCCAUCCCCCUCGUCGAAUCUCUCAUUGCCAUUCUCUCCAGAUCUUGUAGCUGUCCUUUUCGUUCUUCUCAAUGGCUGCUCCACCUGCACGAGCUCGAGCCGAUUACGAUUAUCUCAUCAAGCUUCUGCUGAUCGGCGACAGCGGUGUGGGAAAGAGUUGCCUUCUUUUGCGGUUCUCGGACGGCUCCUUCACCACUAGUUUCAUCACAACCAUAGGCAUUGAUUUCAAGAUUAGAACCAUUGAGCUUGAUGGAAAACGAAUUAAAUUGCAAAUUUGGGAUACUGCUGGUCAGGAGCGGUUUAGAACAAUUACAACUGCUUACUAUCGUGGAGCCAUGGGUAUUUUGCUAGUGUAUGACGUCACGGAUGAAUCAUCAUUUAACAACAUUAGGAAUUGGAUUCGCAACAUUGAACAACAUGCUUCUGACAAUGUCAACAAGAUACUGGUGGGUAACAAGGCUGAUAUGGAUGAAAGCAAAAGGGCUAUUCCUACAUCAAAAGGUCAAGCUCUCGCAGAUGAGUACGGCAUCAAGUUUUUUGAGACUAGUGCAAAGACAAAUUUGAAUGUGGAAGAAGUUUUCUUCUCCAUAGCUAAGGAUAUCAAGCAAAGGCUUGCUGACAGCGACUCCAAGGCUGAGCCUCAAACAAUCAAGAUAAACCAAGCGGAUAACGGAGCAGGGGCUUCUCAAACUGCUCAGAAGUCAGCUUGUUGUGGAUCUUAAGACAGCUACACUAAAGGUGGUUUAUUUGCAAGGCAAUACAAUUAGGUUACUCGUGCUUCAUUUUCUGUCAUUUUUUUUCACUAGUACUAUAAUAGAACUCAAUUUGGGAGUUCAUAGUAAAUCCUUUAUCUGGAAAUUAAUUAUAUGGUUCAUCUGCCCCGUAUUUUAUUUCAAACUGCAAAAGAAGUUUCAUAUUUUAAUGUAAGUCCAUUUCGUAGUUGAGUUUA
Molecule: messenger RNA, 1118 nt
Organism: Benincasa hispida (wax gourd)
Lineage: Eukaryota; Viridiplantae; Streptophyta; Magnoliopsida; Cucurbitales; Cucurbitaceae
Product: ras-related protein RABE1a-like
Molecular function (GO): GTP binding; GTPase activity
Source: RefSeq, a predicted model, not a curated record